AUCUGACAUAGUGUGCGCAAGAUACAGGGCUCACAAUACAGCUUCCCUAUUCUGUAUUUCAAAUAUGAACGGUCCAAACCUUUGAUAUCCGUUCCCCUUUUGCUUUGGCUCCGAGGCAGGAGAGAGAUGCAGGCAUUGGCUUUGGGGACUGGAGUUGCUCGUCUAGGGUUCAGCAAUGGCGGCCAAAGGCCAGGAGAGCCCAAAGCAAGAAACAGGGCAUCACUGGUUGGAGUUCAGGCAGUGAAAAUGGCCGAUGAGCUGAGGAGAAGAGACGCUCUUAGCUUCGGUUUCUAUAACCUAUUCUCUCAAGUAUUUCAGGGCCUCUGGAACAAGGAGGAAGCCAUGGCUGAGGAAGCUUCAUGUUCUCUUAUCACCACCCCUUCGGGUCUCUCUUACUGUGAUAAAUUGCUGGGUUAUGGCGCGGCUUCUCAAGGGCAGAGGAUAAAGGCACAUUAUGUAGGAAAGUUAGAGAAUGGGCAAGUGUUUGAUAGUAGCUAUGACCGUGGAAGGCCUCUAAUAUUUCGUGUGGGUGUUGGAGAGGUCAUCAAAGGGUGGGAUCAGGGUAUUGUAGGUGGUGACGGAAUUCCACCCAUGCUUGGAGGUGGGAAAAGAAUAUUGAAGAUUCCUCCGCAACUUGGUUAUGGCUCCAGAGGUGCUGGGUGUAGAGGAGGUUCAUGUGUCAUUCCACCUGAUUCAGUUCUUUUAUUUGAUGUCGAGUUCAUUGGCAAGGCCUGAGAUAUGGCGGAUACAAGAUUUUGAAGGACUUCCUUAUAAAGGCUGCUAAAUAAUAGUUGCUGUUUGACCCUGGAACUUUUUCUCAAUCUCAACCAUCACACUCAUUGGUAAUAACUAUAUAUCAGUGUAAGUUCUAUGUCAUGACCCUUUUACUGUGCAUGUCUAUUUCAAAUGAGUUGGAAUUGCCUAUGUGUAUGUUUUCUUUGUGCAUUCAAAUGUAAAUAAACUGGAAUUAAAGAAUUAUAUAUUCUGUGAGAAUCUUUCAUAUUCUCUUACAUUUCAUAUCAUUCCAGUGUUCAGCAGCAAUUUUAUUUGGCCUGUUAACUAUUUUCUAUGUGAAUAGGUUUUUAAGUAAUUGUAUCAUCUGAAGUUUUCCAUGAAGUGGCCAAAGUUUUUUAUUACUUUUUGGAGGUACAUAUUUUAAUAAAGUUGUGUUGUUAUCUGAAUGAGUUAAGAAAUCAAGUUGUAUUGUUAUCUGAACGAGUUAAGAAAUCAAAUUGUUUCUGAAUUAGUUGAGAAAUCAAAUUCCCAAUAAGAUAAAAAUGAAGUUGAGAAAUCACUUCUAUAUAUGCCUGUUGAGUGAAUAAAGCCAUAUUGUAACUUUGUUUAGUCACUCUUCUAUUCACGUUCCUGGUAUUUUAGUCUUGCUCAUCUUAAUUGGCUAGUUGAUUAUGUUUUUUAAGUCACCAUUGACCUGCCUGGUUGUUUCCUGCAGGAUUUGAGAACUGACUAAAUAUUUUAACUAAGCAGCCUUGUAUUCUUCAAGCAAAGCAUUAUGUUUCAAGUGGUGAUUUUAGAUGUAUUGUAUUUUUCUGUUGUUUUUGCUUUUAUUAGUCACGAUUUACAUUUUAUGUUCUCAUUUUCAUUGGGUGUUAUCUUAUCUCCAUGACUUUGAUCUUUCCUCA
Molecule: messenger RNA, 1640 nt
Organism: Amborella trichopoda
Lineage: Eukaryota; Viridiplantae; Streptophyta; Magnoliopsida; Amborellales; Amborellaceae
Source: RefSeq, a predicted model, not a curated record